CUCACACACCCCCCCAUGCACUCCUCUGGGGCAUGGAGGAGUUAACUUGGCAGAGGUUUCUCCGUUUCUGUGAGGUGGCUUUGAUCCAUAAUCUGAGGAUGGCAUUUUUCUCCAGGGACUGUGACAUUGCAGUGGUGCUGUGCUGGUAGUUUUGCAGGCUGGCUGCUGUAGCUGCUGGGCAGACGGCUGGGCUAAUUCACUCUGACUAACAGGAAGUUACACGACAGCAGAACAGGCAGCUUAAGAAAAUCUGACUCCCUCGCUUUGAGAGGCAAAACAAAGUAGACAGCUUAAAGAAGAGGUUUGUACGACGACAAGUCUCACCAAAUGUUCAGUAGGCAUGCAGCUGGUAGCCUGUGUAGCAGUGCUGGUGUUCUGGGUGGCAGAAGCUGUAGAGAGCUGUCCUGAUGUCUGUAAAUGCACCAAGAAAACCAGCCCUGAAAGGUCAGAGGUCAACUGCCACAAGAAGGGGAUGAGGACAUUUCCCUCCAAACUGCCCCCUGAUUCCUGGAUCCUAAAGAUGGGCGAGAACGGAAUAGUCGACCUCCCAGCAAACGUCCUGAAACCCAUCCCCAAGAUCGAAAGCAUCAACUUGGAACGCAAUGCCAUCAAAUCAAUACACCCCCAGGCCUUCUKUGGAGCCCAGAGACUGAUGCUGAUCAAUCUGUAUGGGAACCAGAUCAACAAACUCCCUGUGAAAGGCUUCCAGGAUCUCAUCAACCUCCGCUUCCUCAUGCUGGGCCAGAACCAGAUCUCCAGUGUCAAACCAGACAUGUUCACAGGCAUGCGGAACCUUUCAGACCUGGACCUGCCCCUCAACUCUCUAGUUGCCCUUCCUUCCAACGCCUUCAAGCCUCUGAACGCCCUAAAGGUUCUGGACCUGGCCCUCAACCGCAUCGAGAGGAUCUCCCCCAAAGGCUUUGUGGGCCUGACAGAGCUGCUGUUCCUCAACCUGGACAACAACAGUCUGAAGAGCAUCUCGGCUGGUGCCUUCAAGCCUCUGGCCUCCCUGGAGAUGCUGGUGCUGGAUAACAACCUGCUGUCCACUUUGACCUCAGCCACUCUGGAGGGCCUGUCCAACCUUCAGGAGCUCUACCUGAGGAACAACGAGCUGGAGAGGCUGCCCCAGGACCUGUUUAGACAUACACCCAAGCUCUCCCAGCUGGCCCUCAGUGGAAACCGUCUCAAAAACAUGGAUGGAAACAUUUUCACCCAGCUGUCUGGCCUGAAGGAGGUGUAUCUCCAUGACAACCCCUGGACAUGUGACUGCAACAUCAAUGGCCUGGUGCGCUGGGUGUCCCAGACAAAGGCCAACCUUUCCCCUCUGGAGUCCCUGAGGUGUGUUGCCCCGACAGAGUACCGCAACAAAUCCCUCAGCAGCCUCAAAGACCAGAACCUACGCUGCCGGGCCUAGACUAGAGCCAAACCAACCUUUACUCUGUGCUGUCGGGCCUACACUAGAGCCACUCAAACCUUUACUCUGUGCUACCAGACCUAGACUAAAGCCACACCAAUCUUUCCUCCACACCAGCAUCCUGCAUCAGCCACGUUACAUUUUUACAUUUUACAUAUUUUGCAGACACUCUAAUCCAGAGCGAUUUACAGUAGUGAGUGCAGACAUUUGCAUAUGUUCCUGCUACAGAGUAACCUGUUAUACAACACUUAAUACUUAGCUAUGGUCCAACGACAGGACAGUUACUCAUUAUUGUGCAACCCUAGCCUAGGUCCAGCCACAGAAUGCCAUGUCAUUGUGCAACAUCUAGGCAGCCACGGCCCAAUAACUGACAAUUGUACAAUUAGCUUUUACUGUACAACCAUAAGCGAAAGUUAUUAUAAACUCAUAAUAAAUGUCCCGUUUAUUUUCAGCAAACUUAACGUGUAAAUAUUUGUAUGAACAUAACAAGAUUCAACAACUGAGACAUAAACUGAACAAGUUCCACAGACAUGUGACUAACAGAAAUGAAAUAAUGUGUCACUGAACAAACAAUGUGUCACUGCACCAGAUUUGCCAGUUCUUGCUGUGAGAUGUUACCCCACUCUUCCACCAAGGCACCUGCAAGUUCCCAA
This is a messenger RNA of Salvelinus sp. IW2-2015, 2067 nucleotides long. Its product is annotated as leucine-rich repeat-containing protein 15-like. Gene Ontology annotation, cellular component: plasma membrane. Gene Ontology annotation, molecular function: protein binding. Lineage: Eukaryota; Metazoa; Chordata; Actinopteri; Salmoniformes; Salmonidae. The record is from RefSeq and is a predicted model, not a curated record.